AGCAUAAGCACCCUCAGAGCAGCGGCCCGGGGAGGUGAUUAGCGCCUCGUCACGCGAGCACCGGCAGGGCACCAGCCACCCGGACAAUCGGCGAGACCUGUGGGUGUCUCCGAAUCGCUUUUGGAAUCGGCCGUUUUUUAAAGUACGGCUGUCGCAGUGGCGAUGGAAGGAGGCAUAGCUGUUCGGAAACCAUUUUAAGGAAGGAGCGGCUUUAAAUUCAGUUCUAGAACCGGCCGCUAGGCGAUCAUCCGGUCAAUCGCUGUGCAGCUUUUACAGUUGCUGCACUAUUUCGAGCCUACAACUAUGAUUAUUUUAGCUGUUCGUCAUCUUCUAAUUGAGCAUCCCGCUCCGCACGCAGCAGAAUCUAGUGAGGCCUCUAGCGGCCUUCUCGGUUGAGGGCGGAAGCGACGACUGCGUCGUGCCGGCGGCGCCAGAAGAGAACUCCUGGACUCACGUGGAAGUUGCUCCCAGGAUGCUGCGCCGCGAGGCCCGCCUUCGCCUCGAGUACCUGUAUCGCAAGGCCUGUGAGGAGGCUCGGCGAACGGCCCAGGAGAGGAAGGACAAGGUUCGGCAUGCGCUCGAGGAGAACCGCCUGAUUCCCACCGAGUUACGCAAGGAGGCUCUGGCCUUACAGGGUUCCCUGGAGUUUGACGAUGCCGGCGGUGAAGGUGUGACCAGCCACGUGGAUGAUGAGUAUCGAUGGGCAGGGGUUGAGGAUCCCAAGGUUAUGAUCACUACUUCCCGAGAUCCCAGUUCCCGCCUCAAGAUGUUUGCAAAGGAGCUGAAGCUGGUGUUCCCAGGUGCCCAGCGCAUGAACCGUGGCCGGCACGAGGUAGGGGCGCUGGUGCGAGCCUGCAAAGCCAACGGGGUCACUGACCUGCUGGUCGUCCACGAGCAUCGAGGCACACCUGUGGGGCUCAUUGUCAGCCACCUGCCCUUUGGCCCAACCGCGUACUUCACGCUGUGCAACGUGGUCAUGCGGCAUGACGUCCCCGACCUGGGCACUGCGUCGGAGGCCAAGCCUCACCUGAUUAUGCACGGCUUCUCCUCCCGCCUGGGGAAGCGGGUGUCUGACAUACUCCGCUACCUGUUCCCUGUGCCCAGAGAUGACAGCCGCCGGGUCAUCACCUUCGCCAACCAGGACGACUACAUCUCCUUCCGGCACCACGUGUACAGGAAGACCAGCCACCGCGAUGUGGAGCUGACCGAGGCUGGGCCUCGCUUUGAGCUGAAGUUGUACAUGAUCCGUCUGGGCACGCUGGAACGGGAGGCCACAGCAGAUGUGGAGUGGCGCUGGCACCCCUACACCAACACCGCGCACAAGAGGGUCUUCCUGAGUGCUGAGAAACAUCCUGACCAGGUCCACCUGUAAAUGACUGCAGGGAGGAAGAAAUUAACACAUCCUCUCCAGAGGCUGAUGGGAACCAGGAAGUGUUUGACUUUAUUUCCUCCCCUCCUAGUAUAAAAGGAGCCUGAAUUCUAACUCAGGCAAGAUGGUUCUUUGGGGCACGAGCCCAGCAUCUUCUCGGUUUGCUGGCUUCCUGAAUAAAGUCUUAUUCCUU
Messenger RNA from Mesoplodon densirostris (Blainville's beaked whale), 1562 nucleotides. RefSeq names its product IMP U3 small nucleolar ribonucleoprotein 4 (gene IMP4). Gene Ontology annotation, biological process: rRNA processing. Lineage: Eukaryota; Metazoa; Chordata; Mammalia; Artiodactyla; Ziphiidae. The transcript is spliced from 2 exons. Gene Ontology annotation, cellular component: small-subunit processome; nucleolus; Mpp10 complex. Gene Ontology annotation, molecular function: snoRNA binding; rRNA primary transcript binding. The record is from RefSeq and is a predicted model, not a curated record. Bases 473 to 1372 code for a protein of 299 amino acids.